CAAUGAUUUCUGAAACAGAAUUAUAAAUAAUAUCGUAAUGAAGUGUUAUCUAAUCGUCUUCCUCAUCUCCUUCAUCUAUUUUUCCGUUUCUGUGGACAAACAAAGUUUUACCUACGACUUAAGAAGAGCUGAAGAAUUUUUUGAAGAGUUCCAAAAAUAUUAUAAAAAAAAUUAUACGCCUGAAGAGAAAAAGUUGCGUUAUAAGAUAUUUAAAGCGAACUUGAAAAGGGUGAAUGCGAUUAAUCAGAAUGUUAUCCUAAAAUGGAUAGCUGUUAUUGGGCCGUAUAAUGAUUUGACGUACGCGGAGUUCGUCAAAAAAUAUGAUUUGCCUGAAUUUGGUGAGGAGAAACAAGUAAGGAACCUUGUAACAUGCACCGACCAGAAGAUGUACCUCUUCAAAAGGUUCUCUGAGUACACAAAGGGUUUGUACGAUAAAUGGGGAUCCUGGAGACCUCCAGCCGAGUACGAAACUGAGGAACUCACUGAUUACGACGAAUACGCAAUUGGGCAUUAUUAGAGUGCACUGUAGUCAGCAACAAACUUCAGAAGUAACCACCAUUUUGUAACCGCUAAACAAAAAAAAUAUAAAUAUAUGUAUAUAU
Messenger RNA from Leguminivora glycinivorella, 602 nucleotides. RefSeq lists its product as uncharacterized. The coding region runs from base 38 to 517 and encodes 159 amino acids. The record is from RefSeq and is a predicted model, not a curated record. The transcript has 2 exons. Lineage: Eukaryota; Metazoa; Arthropoda; Insecta; Lepidoptera; Tortricidae.